Petromyzon marinus (sea lamprey) is the source of this 1209-nucleotide messenger RNA. The record is from RefSeq and is a predicted model, not a curated record. NCBI's taxonomy places the organism in Eukaryota, Metazoa, Chordata, Hyperoartia, Petromyzontiformes, Petromyzontidae.
UCUGUCCCAUCACCCCCAUCCUCUGUCUCAUCACCCCCAUCGUCUGUCCCAUCACCGCCAUCGCCUGUCUCAUCACUCCCAUCGUCUGUCCCAUCACCCCCAUCGUCUGUCCCAUCACCGCCAUCGCCUGUCCCAUCACCCCCAUCGCCUGUCCCAUCACCCCCAUCGCCUGUCCCAUCACCGCCAUCGUCUGUCUCAUCACUCCCAUCGUGUGUCUCAUCACUCCCAUCGUCUGUCUCAUCACUCCCAUCGUCUGUCUCAUCACUCCCAUCGUGUGUCUCAUCACUCCCAUCGUCUGUCUCAUCACCCCCAUCGUGUGUCCCAUCACUCCCAUCGUCUGUCUCAUCACCUCCAUCGUGUGUCCCAUCACCCCCAUCGUGUGUUUCAUCACUCCCAUCGCCUGUCUCAUCACUCCCAUCGCCUGUCCCAUCACCCCCAUCGUGUGUCUCAUCACUCCCAUCGCCUGUCUCAUCACUCCCAUCGUCUGUCCCAUCAUCCCCAUCGUCUGUCUCAUCGCCACCAUCGCCUGUCCGGGAGACAAGACGUCCAUCGAUGGGACGGUCGCGCUGCAGCACCGAACCCAAGCGGGAGUUUGCCCACUCGCUGGAGACGCUGACGCUCACCCUGGAGGACGUCUCCUCCAUACGCAAGGUCCUCUCCUGCGCCGAGCUCGACCUCCACUGCAGGGACCGCGGCCGCUUUGCCCUCCUGGACAAUGGCAAGCUUUGUUUCAGCUGCCAACAGACGAAGUUCUCCCUCUUCUCGCGCCCACGCACGUGCCGCCUGUGCUGCAGGUGUGUGUGCUCGCAGUGCUGUACAAAGGUUCAACUCCCUGACAAGAAGCUGUCCCACGUCCCCGUUUACGCCUUGGGCUGGUCCGUCGACCCCAAGGAUCCCCCCCUUCACACCCGCAAUGGACUCUCCCUCGCCGGGUUGGGCCCUCUGUGGGCCGGUGCGGCCGCCUGGGUGUGGGCCUCUCUCUGCCGUGACUGCUCCCAGCUGCUGGACACGGUCGUGACCAGGAGCCACAGCUCAGCCAGACUGCUCCACAGAGCCUGAGGGCCUGGGUUCAACUCCACGGCAAGGAGGGACUCGGGCGGCGGGAGGUGGGGGAUGGGAGUGCAACGUGGCCGUGUCGGAGACACCGAGAGGCUGGGUUCGAGCCCUGGGUCUGGGUGUCUCUCUCUCUCUCAGGGGGUACAUAGUGGC